Molecule: messenger RNA, 2194 nt
Organism: Vanrija pseudolonga
Lineage: Eukaryota; Fungi; Basidiomycota; Tremellomycetes; Trichosporonales; Trichosporonaceae
Exons: 11
Coding region: 47-2194 (715 amino acids)
Source: RefSeq, a predicted model, not a curated record
ACUGUCGCGCUACCAGCGAGAGAGUAACGAACGAGGUUCAAGCGCCAUGUCUGGCGGCGAGCUACUGGGCACCGGAGUGACCUCCCCGAGCUCUCGGCGGUCUCCAACGCUUCCACCUACCACGGCAGUAGUGUCUGCCCCAACAGCCCGUGUCAGAGAGCCUGCCGCCUCAAGCACCCCCGUCCACAAUGCGGCCGUCAACUCUGAAACCGUAGCAGGGGCAGUAUCCUCCGCUGUGGAACCACGGCACCCAGGGGUUUCUCCCGCGUCUUUCACAUUCAUGGACCCGCCGUCCUGGGCAAGCUUCUCGCCGGCGCCGCCGCAGGCUCCCCCGAGUGAUCCUGUUGAUGGACAGGAGAGCUCGGGAACGCUGUUGAUGGCUGGAGGCCGUUCCAAGUACCUUGGCCCCAAUGCGUCCAGCGAAUGGCUUCGAGAUCAAGAGUCGAAAGAGGCCGAUGAUAACCCCGCGGUGUCAAGGCUGCCAUCUCCGGCAAGAGACACCGAGCCGGCGCGAGGAACGGACUCGACGUUCCCAUUCAGUGUCCCAAAUACCAUCAACACCGAGUACCUGCUAUCACAGCUUCCUGAAAUGGACGAAGGGAAAGCGUUUACCGACUCGUACUAUCGCUACUUUGCCUGGCAAUAUGACAUUGUACCACGAGCUUACUUUGAGCCAAUGUUCAACCGCAUAUAUGCCAGCAGACGCACGGCUGAUGGCACUAUCAAGCCAGCCGAGCUUGCCGUUCUGUACAUUGUCUUUGCGAUGGGCGCUCACUUCAGCCUCGAGCUGCCUCCCAACGACCCAAUUGCUACCGAGUACCUUGAGCUCGCCCAGGCUUCCCUGGUCAAAUCAAACUUUCUGGUUCACAACACAAUACAAUGUGUUCAGACACUGCAUGUCAUGGCCCAUUUCCACCUGCGAUGGGACUGCACCGAGAUCCGGGGGCUUGGAACUUGCCAGAGGACGUUCUGGAAGAAAGACGACACGUAUUCUGGGAAGCCUUCGCCGCGGACGCGUAUCAGGUGUUCCAUUUCGUCCGACUAUGUGGACACCAAGUUCCCGAAGGAACACAGCCCGUUGGCAGUUGAUGGUCGGGGAUUCUUCACCUUGAAAUGGGAGGUUGCCUUGCUCCUCGAGCAGGUCCUCAAUCUGUCAAUGAAGAUCCGGCGACCGCCGGAUGAGUGCGUGGGAGAACUGCAUCGCAAACUGAGCUCCGACUUUGAGAGGACCAUUCCAUUCCCCCUGCGGUGCCGCUCGGCGUGGCUAUCUCUUCCCUCACUCUAUGCAGACUCAGAGCUCGCCAUCCAGGACACACCCGAUGUACGCCGAAGAGAUCUGCACCGAACUUUUCAGUGUACCUUGGCGGUCAAUGUGUCCGAGGCGUUCCUGUUCCUUCAUCGACCGAACUUUGUCAAAGCUUUGCGAGAGCAACGUGAUGAUAUGACCAAAUCGAUCUACGCACAGUCUUUUUUCUCGGUCAUUGAACGAUGCAAUGUGAGGCGGUGGCUACGAGAGCUCACUAACACCAACCAGGUUAUGGUCGUGGUGGCGGCCACGCUUCACAGUCUAUUCCCGUCUCUCGCGUGUCGGCACUGGUUCUUCUGGCACCACGCCUUCAACUCGGCCGUCAUGAUGGGCACCCUCAUCAUCCGGAACCCAAAGAACACCAUGGCACCAUUGGCGUUGACCCUCAUCGACUCGACCAUUCUCCUCCUGAGCAGAUUAAUCGUCUCGUGGCCGUCAACCCGACUUGCCAAGAACCUAAAGUGGCUCAACCGCCUUAGGGGCCGCGCUACAGCUAAGCUUGCUUCCGUCACUUCCAACACUGGGAUGCCCGGUGAUGACCAGACAGCCAAUGCUUUGCCUGAAGACGAGGAAGUCGACGUCGAACUCGUCGGAUGGUGUACUCGACUUGUUGAGCGCGCCUCAUCUGGUUCUCAGGUCGUACGAACAAUCCUAUCAAAGUCUGCACCGUCACCAAACGUCCUCUCCUUGCCACCUGACACCGACCUUGCGAGCAUCUUGGAUUCAAUACUCAAUACCCCAAGCGCGACAAAUUUCUCAGCUCCGUCAACACAGGCGGCUGACCAAUCCACCGAUGCACUGCUGCACGAGUUUUGGGAUCCGAUGCUCAGCAUACUGCCGCCCUCUGUCAAUCCCGACUUGGCUAGCGACAGUGUGAGUAAAGAUUGA